CAGCUGCCUUAGCUUGCGCCUGGCAUGCACUCGCCGAGCCGCUGCAUUGAGUUGAUGGCGUUUUGCCCAGGCGCUUUGUUCACCUAUAGAUUGCCAGCGUGAAUCCCCUUUAGUGCAACGCUCUCUUUGAAAUCCGUUUCCUCAGCAAUAAGCUGCAAUCAAUGCGUAAAGCCUUCAAUAAGGCAGCCAACAACGGCUACACCAAGAAGCCUGUGCCUCUGAGUCCAAGAGCCCUGCCACACUUGGCCAACCUUUUGGGUUUGAUCAGAUGAGAACAAAAUAUCCUGCAAACGUCUGUCCAGUCAUGUAGCUGAUUGGGUCUGGGUUACUGCCAUGUUACGUUAACUCCUUUCCAACCCCUGAAGAAGAAGGAGACAUGGCGCCUGCUCGCUUUCAUCCCCAGGUGGUGGCACUUCUCGUAGCACUGCAUGGCACUAUCUUCUGCAAUGCCGUAGUAACCAGAGACGGAGGACUGAGCUACGUGACACCAGACUACAACGUUCAAAAUAGCGGACGUGGCCCCAGCAAUCAGCCAGGGGAUUCUGUGAUCUGCCGUGAGCUGGUCCUUUCACGAGGCUACCCCUGCGAAGACCACUCAGUGACCACCAAAGAAGGCUUUGUUCUCGCACUCCAGCGAAUCCCAGGAGGGAAGCAAGCUGGGAGCGAGGGAUGGGAAGAGCCACCUCAGCAGCGCCCGCCCGUCCUGCUGAUGCAUGGCAUCUUGCAAGGUGGCGACUCUUGGCUACUGAACUUUCCAGCUGAAAACACGCUCGCCCUCACGCUCGCUGAUGCUGGCUUCAACGUAUUCCUUGGCAACUUCCGGGGCGCGCGCUGGAGCAACCACACCACGCUUCCGCGGAGCGACAAGCGCUACUGGGACUGGAGCUGGGAGGACCUGGCGAAAGAUGACCUGCCUGCCCUGCUGCGCUACGUGCACGACCUAGCGCAGGCCAAGGUGCUCUACGUGGGCCACAGCCAGGGCACGUUAACCCUGCUGGCCGCUUUGGCGGAGGAUUCCGGAGUCGCUCCCCUGCUGUCGCGGGCGGUUCUGUUGUGCCCCAUCGCGUACCUGGGCCACAUCACGUCCGCGUUCCUGCGCGUCUUCUCCCGCAUCUACCUCGACACGGCGGUGCGAGACAGUGGCCUAUACGAGUUUAACAUCAACAGCGCGCUGGUUGAGCGGAUGGCGGGCCAAGCGUGCGCGCACGAGGGCGUCCGGUGCAACAGCAUCCUGGCGUCCGUUACAGGCCCCAAUUGCUGCAUCUCCAUGGACCGGCUGGCGUUCUUCUUCCAGUACGAGUUCCAGUCGACGUCGGUGAAGAACCUCGCCCACCUGGCCCAGAUGAUUCGAACGGGCCGCUUCGCCAAGUAUGACUACGGAUGGGUCGGAAACCUUAGGCGCUAUUUCAGGCUUUCCCCACCUGCAUACGACCUUCGGCGUAUCCCUUCAAGCCUUCCAAUGCUCAUAGCUUAUGGGGGUAUGGAUGCUCUUAGUGAUCCUCUCGACGUGCAUAGGCUUCGUGCUGACCUUGUCAAUGCUCCGCAAACGCUUUACGUUCCGCAUUAUGCACACGGGGAUUUCAUCUUGGGUAAAACAGCAAAGGAAGAAGUCUAUGACAAGGUAUCUCGAUUCCUUUGGAGAACGCCCAUUUGACUGAUUCGUAGAGAUCUUUAAGGGGGCCGCGGCUGCGGCCGCCCAUCAACGCACCUACCACCAUCAAUUAAAGCAUAGCUGAAAGCUGCACUCCACAUUCUCAUGCUCAUUUCUGUCUUAUUGAUCCACGGUGCGAGUGACAAAAGGGCUACGUUCCAUAUCACCGC
Klebsormidium nitens is the source of this 1821-nucleotide messenger RNA. The record is from the annotation of a GenBank genome assembly. NCBI's taxonomy places the organism in Eukaryota, Viridiplantae, Streptophyta, Klebsormidiophyceae, Klebsormidiales, Klebsormidiaceae.